AUGUAUGUGGACCACAUCACUUUACAAGAUUUAAUAAAAUAUCAGGGCAUCAGUUGCGAAGUAAAGAAAUUGUUUGAAUUGAGAUUAAAGUAUAAGAAGGAAGAAAAGCCGCUACAAGAAAAUAUUAAAUUAAUUUUGAACAGUAUUUAUGGAAAAACUAUUUUGUCCCCGAUAGAGUCGAAAAUUAAAAUCAUUGAUGAUAAAGAUGCUGUUAGGUAUGCCAUCAGAAAUUAUAAUCAUAUUAUUAAGUUCGAAGGUUUAGAUGGUUCGGAUAAAACUAUUUUCAAACUAACUAAAAGCAUUUGCAGACACUUUAACUUUUGCCCCUUAGGUGUUAAUAUCUUAUCUAUGUCGAAACGUAUCAUGAAUGAAGUAUUUUGCACUGCUGAGGAUAUGUGGUUGAGUAUCUUUUAUUCCGAUACGGAUUCAAUGCAUCUCUAUAACAGCGAUAUCCCUCUUUUAGCUCAAGAGUAUGAGAAACGCUAUGGAAGAGUUUUGAUUGGUAAAAAUCUUGGUCAAUUUCAUUCCGACUUUGCUGAAAUUACUAAGGACCAUCAAUCGCUUGCUUAUAAGUCGAUAUUUUGUGGAAAGAAAACAUAUGUAGAUUUAUUAAUAAAUGACAUCGGUGAAGUAGCUUUUCACUGUCGUUGUAAAGGAGUUCGUGGUGAUGUAAUAUCAAUUACAGCUAAUGAAAUGUUCCCUGAAGCAGUUCAAUGCUAUUACGAUGAAGAUAAGAACUUACAUAUACCUGCUGGAACUUAUGAUAAAGAUAGUGAGUUUUCAGUUAUGAAACUAUAUGAAGUCCUUCAUGACGGUCAGGAAAUUGCAUUUGAUUUAUGUAAAUCAUCCACACCUUCAUUUGAAGAGAAGUUUAACUUUUCAAUCCAAAACAAAAAUACUUUCAUAAGGAAAUUAAAGUUUUGA
Trichomonas vaginalis G3 is the source of this 924-nucleotide messenger RNA. Its product is annotated as organellar and viral DNA polymerase type B. Gene Ontology annotation, biological process: DNA replication. Gene Ontology annotation, molecular function: DNA binding; nucleotide binding; DNA-directed DNA polymerase activity. The record is from RefSeq and is a predicted model, not a curated record. Lineage: Eukaryota; Parabasalia; Trichomonadida; Trichomonadidae. Bases 1 to 924 code for a protein of 307 amino acids. The transcript has a single exon.